Molecule: messenger RNA, 2841 nt
Organism: Babesia bigemina
Lineage: Eukaryota; Apicomplexa; Aconoidasida; Piroplasmida; Babesiidae
Product: ATPase, AAA family protein, putative
Exons: 1
Coding region: 1-2841 (946 amino acids)
Cellular component (GO): cytoplasm
Molecular function (GO): ATP binding; ATP hydrolysis activity
Source: RefSeq, a predicted model, not a curated record
AUGGCGUCUUUCGAACUGGCGGUGACCUUCCUCGCCAGGAAGCUGCAGUUUAGCGCGCAUGAGUGCGGUCAAAAUGUGAUUGUCGCGCCGGCGCAGACAUUUAAAAAGUAUCGCAUCGAGCAUGGCUCCACAGUGCUGCUGUCAGACACAAGUGGCGGCCGGGUGGUUUGCGCUCAGCUGCGCAACGCCGUGGAGCACGGGAUGGAGUAUUCGUUCCUCAAGGCCCCCAAGAUGCUCGCGUCGGAAGAGCUUAUACUAAGCCUGGGCGCAGCUGCGAAUACGCCAAUAACCCUAAGGCUUUCGCCCUGCGAGCAGGUGCCCGUGGCGAAAAGCGUGACCAUGACGUACAUGGAACACUUCGAUAGCAAGCUGGCUUGCUGGAAGGUACCUAGUACUCAAGAGGAAGACGCUAUCGAUGCGAGCGGCGGCAAAUCCGGCGCUGCAUUCCAUCGCAAAUAUAUGGACUGGAGCCACUCCGAUAGUGCGGGGGACAACGCGUUCCCAACCGCCAGGUGGUGGUACUCCUUUCUGAAGGGGGACAUGAACCGUAUGGCGCAGAUGAGUGUCUUGGGUGGCGCUUUUGCACAAGGGAACGUGGUGGCGCUCAACUUGAAAGGAGUGCUUGCAAGGUUCAAGGUGGCCGACAUAGCCAACGAUGACAAGAAAAGGGGGGGGAGGGUCGGCAGGGUCACCGAAAGCACCCAGCUGGCGUUAAAGCUGCCCAGGAACGAGCGUUUAUCGCAGCCGACGCGCGCCCUACAGCAGACGCAGAGGCUGGAGGGGCUCCGGGAGCCCCUGGACACGCUGAGGAAGCAUGUGGUGUACCCCUUGGUCUACAGCGAAAAAUACGCUGCCAUGGGUAUAUUCCCGCCGACAGGGGUUAUCCUGCACGGCCCGCCGGGAUGCGGAAAGACGAUGAUCGCGAAGGCGAUGCGCGAAGGGUUCGGCGAGCUUUUCGGCAUCGCGGAGCACGUGGACGUGGAGGUCAAGCUGGUGCAAUCCAGCGACCUCAUCAGCUCGGUGGUAGCCCGGACUGAAGAGAACAUAGCGGACCUGUUCAGGUCGUGCGAGAAAGCGGCCAGGGAAAAACCCUGUAUAUGCUUCAUUGAUGAAAUUGACGUGCUGUGCCGCAAAAGGGACGGGUCCACGGAGUUCAACAUGCGGAAUGUGACGACCUUUCUCAACCACAUGGACGGUGUGGGAUCGCAAACUAAUGCGCACUCGCGCGGCAGGAACUACGUCAUCAUAGGAGCGACGAACGAUGUGGACUCGAUGGACGCUGCUCUCAGGAGGCCGGGCAGGUUUGACCUGGAGAUAGAGGUCGGGGUGCCUAACUCAGCGGAUAGGCUGGCGAUACUGAAAUCGAUGCUCAAAGAUAUACACCACAACCUCGAAGAGAAGGAUAUACUGCAUGUCAAUGACUACUGCCAGGCGUUUGUCGGUGCCGACCUCAAGCAGCUGGUGGCGAACGCCUCUUGGGCGAGGUUGAACAAAACCCAAAAUCAACGUGGAAGCACUGAAAGCGUUGAUGGUAGUGAUGAUGGUGGUAGCAAGACUGCUGGUGACGGCGUUGAUGGUGGUAGCAAGACUGCUGGUGAUGAUGGCGUUGAUGGUGGUGGCAAGGCUGGUGGUGAUGCCGUUGAUGUUGGUAGCAAGGCUGGUGGUGAUGCCGUUGAUGUUGGUAGCAAGGCUGGUGAUGAUGGCGUUGAUGGUGGUAGCAAGGCUGGUGAUGAUGGCGUUGAUGGUGGUAGCAAGACUGCUGGUGACGGCGCUGGUGAUAGCGAUGAUUCAGGAGCGGUACGCGACGAGCCUUUGCAAGAAGACCUUAAGGGGGCUGAAGUCCCGCACUGCGUCACCCUGGAGGAUUUCAAGGAGGCGCUCAACAUCACCCGCCCUUCAGCGCUCAGGGAGCUCUACGUGCAGAUCGCCAAUGUUAGGUGGGAUGACAUUGGCGGUUACGACGACGUCAAGAGGAUACUCAAAGAGUGCGUUGAGUACCCGCGGACGUACAGCGAGGCGUACGAAAAGAUGCGUGUUCAGACACCCAGGGGCGUCCUCCUCUACGGGCCGCCGGGGUGCUCCAAAACCCUCAUGGCCAAGGCCGUGGCGACCGAGAGCCACAUGAACUUCAUAUCGGUUAAAGGCCCCGAACUGUUUUCGAAGUGGGUGGGGGAGUCGGAACGAGCUAUCCGGCAACUCUUCCGGAGGGCCCGCACGAAUGCACCCUGCGUCAUAUUUUUUGACGAGAUGGACUCCAUAUCGUUCAGCAGGGAGCUUUCCGAUUCCGGAGGCGUGAGUAGCCGCGUGCUCAGCCAGCUACUCAACGAAAUGGACGGCAUUAAUUCACUGAAGCAGGUGCUGGUCAUCGGGGCCACCAACAGGCCGGACCUCAUGGACGCGGCACUGCUCAGACCAGGCAGGCUGGACCGUCUCGUGUACAUACCGCUGCCGGACGGCGAGGCGCGCAAACGCAUUUUCAGCAUUUACCUCAAGCGGCUGCCCACCGACGGGUUCGACAUAGAGCGACAGGCGGAAGAAUUCGCUAAAUGCACGGAGGGAUACAGCGGCGCAGAAAUCACGCUGGUUUGCAGAGAGAGUGCCAUGGCAGCCCUCCGGGAGCUCAUUAGUCGCGACGCGGAGGCGAAGGCAGCAUCAGGCAGCCGCACCGACGAUAAACGCGACGACAGCACACUGGAAAACGCCUUUGGAAAUCUUAAGGUAUCAAAAAUAGUGCCUGUCUCAGUUCGGCAUGUGCGUGAUGCCAUCGCCCGCGUGAAACCGCGAACUAAGCCGGAGACCAUACGGUUCUACGAGCAGUACAAGGCCAGGAACCCGUUCUAG